This is a messenger RNA of Sorex fumeus (smoky shrew), 8697 nucleotides long. RefSeq names its product prune homolog 2 with BCH domain (gene PRUNE2). The coding region runs from base 16 to 8643 and encodes 2875 amino acids. The transcript has 15 exons. The record is from RefSeq and is a predicted model, not a curated record. NCBI's taxonomy places the organism in Eukaryota, Metazoa, Chordata, Mammalia, Eulipotyphla, Soricidae. Gene Ontology annotation, molecular function: pyrophosphatase activity. Gene Ontology annotation, biological process: apoptotic process. Gene Ontology annotation, cellular component: cytoplasm.
AUCCUUUUCAAGUGGAUGACCAUGGAAUCCGAGAAGCUCUCUGAGAAGCAGGAGGAAAUUCUUUCUAUCCUGGAAGAAAAAUUUCCUAACUUGCCUCCGAGAGAAGACAUUAUCAGCGUCCUGCAGGAGACCCAGUUCGGGGCUCAGGGUUUAAGUAUUGAACAGGCAAUGCUUAAAGAUAUAAAAGAACUGUCAGAUGGAGAAAUAAAAGUGGCCAUUAGUACUGUCAGCAUGACCCUUGAGAACUGCAUGUUCCACAGCAUCGCCAGUGAUCUGAAGGCAUUUGCAGACAAGUUUGGCUUUGAUGUCCUCCUCCUCUUAGCUGGCUUCCUGUCAGACGAACAGCAACCACGAAGACAGAUUGCUGUGUACUCUGAGAACAUAGAACUGUGUGGUCAGAUUUGUUGUGAACUGGAGGAGUGCCAGAAUCCGUGCCUGGAGCUGGAACCCUUUGAAUGUGGCUGUGAUGAGAUCCUGGUAUACCAGCAGGAGAAUCCUUCAGUGACUUGUGACCAAGUGGUUCUCCUUGUCAAGGAAGUCAUCAAUAGGAGGUGUCCAGAGAUGGUCUCCAACAGCCGGACGUCCUCAACAGAAGCUGUGGCAGGGAGUGCCCCACUCUCCCAGGGCUCUUCUGGUAUCAUGGAGCUGUACGGUUCUGACAUAGAGCCUCAGCCUUGCUCUGUAAAUUUCAUAGAAAACCCACCAGAUCUCAAUGAUUCGAACCAAGCUCAGGUGGAUGUCAACAUCGACCUUGUUAGUCCAGAUAGUGGACUGGCCACCAUUAGGAGUAGCCGUUCAUCUAAAGAGAGCUCAGUAUUCCUCAGUGAUGACAGUCCAGUGGGAGAAGGUGCUGGCCCUCAUCACAACCUCUUCCCCGGGUUCGACUCCUAUAGUCCAAUUCCUGAAGGGGUAGUCGCAGAGGAGCAUGCCAGAUCUGGAGAACACAUUGAACACUUUGACCUCUUCAACUUUGACCCAGCGCCCAUGGUCUCUGGGCAGUCUCAACCAUCUUCCCAUUCUGCAGACUACUCCCCAGCAGAUGACUUCUUCCCUAACAGUGAUUCUUCAGAGGGACAGCUCCUCCAUGGACCGAAAGGACUCAGUGGGGUAGGGAUCAACACAUCCAAUUAUUCAUCCAGCUCGCUUUUGUCAGGGGAUGGCAAAGAUAGCCCUGUGGAAUUUGAUGAGGACUUUGUCGAGAGAGAUGAAAGCCCCGGGAAUAAUUCUGAAAGAAAUUUGAACCUGAUGGGCUUUAUGGAAGAUGAAUCUUCUUCACCAGAAAGACUAGGAAACAGUGGGAAGAGGAUUCCGCCAACGCCCAUGAACAGCUUUGUAGAAAGUUCACCAACCAAUGAAGAGCCGGCUGUACUGUUUGCAAAUGAUCUGGCUCCCAAAGCAAAUAACACGACAGCUCACACAGGGCCACCGCAGACACGUGCACGAUGCAGCAGUUGGUGGGGUGGUUUGGAAAUUGAUUCUAGAAACAUUGCAGAUGCAUGGAGUUCCAGCCAACAGGAGUCUGUCUUCCAGAAUCCUGAAUCAUGGAGAGAUCAUAAGCCAAACCCACUGGAGAGGAGAGCCUCCGAGUCUAUAUUUGAACCAAAGAGUCUUGAAUUCCCAAAGUCAACUCAACAGGAGUCCGACUUGGGUCAGUCUGGAUUGGAUAGCAAUUCAGUACAGGACCAAAACGAAGCCAUUUACCAGCGUCAGAAUCUGCCAGCUGAGAAAUCGCAUUUGCUGAAUGCAUCGCAGGCAACAAACCACUUGAUAGAAGACUUUGCAGCUCUGUGGUGUUCCAAUGGCUCUCCCACAGCUAUGCCGGAGCCCUGGGGAAAGCUCCCAGACCACGACCAACCAGCUGCUGCAGCAUCCUUCCCAGCCUGGAGUGCACUUAGUAAGGACGAAGACACUGAUGCUUUGAAAAAUACCUGGAAUCUGCACCCAACAAAUAACGAGGCACCUUCUGUGAGGGACCUGAAUGAGUGGGCCUUGACCAAAAGUGGGUUUUCUUUUCCUUCCGAAGACCUAGGGGAUAAUUCACCCAGUGAAGCAAGUAGAGAAGCAACUCCAGACAUCUGGGAUGAGAAUAACCACGACUCCAGAAAUAACAUUGUAGGAUCUGGAAGUCCCAAGUCUAAUCGGGAUCAUGGCUGGACUAGUUCUAAGUUGAUCGAGCCAGAGCGGAAGAGCACAGUAGUUAAAAAAAUGAGGGGGGAUGCAUAUGAAACGGUGGAUUCCUGGAACUUUUUUGAGGAAAAUAUCAAGAAAGGAGAGUCAGACGUCCUAGCUCCUUGGGAAGAUUCCUUUUUAGCAUACAAAUGUUCUGACUACAGUGCAUCCAACCUUGGGGAAGAUUCAGUGCCUUCCCCCUUGGAUACCAAUUACUCCACCUCUGACUCUUAUACGUCACCGACAUUUGCUGGAGAAGACAAAGAAUCAGAAAAUAAACCAUUUGGUAAAGUGGGAGGUGUGGCAGCAAGUGCUAUGGAGACUCCUGCAGAGACGGCUAAAGACCCCCCUCAAUCUCCUCAGCAGCCACCCAGACCUCGAAUUAGCUCAGAUCCCGGGGCCUUAGAGAUGUGGGCUUCACCUCCCACAGAGACCAGUCCUGACGUGAAUGCUGGUUGUACUCUGGGUGAGGGUUUACUUGAGACAGAGUCCACAGCUGACAAAGACAGCUCCUCAGAAAAGAUGCUGGAGCAAAGCCAUCAGGCAAGUUACGAUGACCCGGGCCUCAUGCGGCUUGGCAGUGAGACCAACCGCCAGCUCGCACUUCUGCAAAGCAGCACCAACUCCCGACACGCAGCCCCUGACUCCCUGGAGUCUUGGAAUGGAAUGGUUCUGGAGGACACCCAGUCCACAGCCACCAUCUCUGAUAUGGAUAAUGAUUUGGACUGGGAUGAUAGUAGUGGUGGCGUGCUGGUGCCAGGAGAAGGUCAGACCCAAGGAUACAUAGCUGACAGUGUCGAGCCGGAAACCAGAUUUUCAGUGAAACAGCUAGAACCCUGGGGUGUGGAAUACCAGGAGUCAGACCAAGUGGAUUGGGAAAGCCCUGCCCCUUCUAAGCAUGGCAGGGAUUCUGCUCCUGCUGGCUGUCCCCUGCCCCAUGAGAAGAGCGGGCAGCUCAUUGCAAACAGCAUCUGGGAUUCUGUCAUGAGAGAGAAUAUGUCAUCAUCAAUAUUCUCAGGGCCGUUGUAUAUUGCAGACUCAGAGCAAGGCAAUCCACCUCUUGACAGUCCGCACUCGUCAGAAGUUGAGGGUGACAGUCUGUCAGAAGUGCCAGAAACCUCUGAGGUCAGUGGAUUAGGAGCAUUUACACCUGGUCCCAACACACAGGACACAUGCAGUGGGGUCUUGCCACAAGAUUCUACAUCUGUUAUGACCACGAUGGCCAAUCCAGGGCAUUUUGCACCCUCAGAUCCAUGGAAUGAUCUGAGCAAUGUACAAAGUGAAGUUCAAAAGGAAAUGCAAGGGACUUCUGAGAGGGGUGAGAAGGAGGUGAUGGCUAGCGACCUCAUGAUAUCUGGAAUUGAACCACAUGGCCAAGAAGACUUUUCUCCAGACUCAUCUGAAUAUCAAGGAACCAACGAUGAGUCAGAAAGAAUCCACUCCCGUUCGGUUCCAACCAGUCCUCAGUCAGAAGAACCCCUGCAAGUCUUAGAGCCUGAGAAAGAAUCUUUCAAUUCGGACCUGUGUGAUGAGCAAAUAGGUCAGUCCCCAAACCACCUGCAGAUACAAGAGACCUGCGAAGAAGAGCGCCUCGCCAGUCCCAGAAAUCCCACUGAAAUUUCAGGAACAUGGGACUUAACAAUAAGCACCGACUCACUGGAAAUGGCUCUUGAGAAAACUGAAACAUGCAAUAUGAUGGAACCAGAGACAGGGAGCCCUGUGUCACCACAGCCGUGUCCCCCAAGCCCCCCAGUUUGGGAUGUCUCUACAGACAGGGAAGAGCAGCAGACCAUUGGCACAAGUUCAGAGACCACUAAGAAUCUUCAAGUUCCGUGUACUGAGACCAACAUUCCAGGAACCAGUUCAACUGGAAAUGAUGACAGAUACAGUAUUUCUAGUGAGUGUACACAUUCAAGUGCGUCAAGUCCAUGCUUAAAUGAUUCUCCAGCUACACAACCCUCCUGGGACCAUGAACUCAGUGCUGAGCAUCAGAAAGAAAAUCAAGGCAAUUGGGAUCAUAAUGAAAUAAAUGCAACUGAUGGCCAAGUGGAAGUAAUUACUGGAAUAAAGAACCUGGAGAAAGACAGAAUGGAAAGAUUUCAACAGAAUGUCGAUCAGAAAACUUCUGAAUUUUUAGAAGUUUGGAAUGACCCAGUAGAUGGGGAUGCCAUUUCCUCUCUAUCCAGCCCUGAAACAGGCAAAUGUUCUGAACCCCCAGACACAUUUCAGGAAAGAAAUUUAGUGAUUCAUGGUCAGGACCAAAAUGAACAAAAUGAGAAUUCUGGAACUGUGCAGUCAGAGAAUACCAAGGCCAUUUCCCCAAGUUCAGAGUCUGAUGAUGAUAAUAGAGAUGAUGAAGAGUCAUUGGAGAGAGAGACCCUUAGCCAGUUUAGUCCGCACGAUUCUGGAGCUUGGAGAUCAUUGAGUGAAUCCAGAAGGUUCUUGAUCACUGCUGAUUCCAAGUCUGAGGAUAGUUCAGAAGCAGCUGGAAAUGAGAACAAAUUAAAUGCACUCUGUGACAGUCAGCAAAGCAGCCUUGAGCACUGGGAUUUUUCCCCACUCAAGGACGCUGAAAUGCAUGUGCCAACAGUGGAUAAGGAUAAGGUGCCCUCUCCAGAGACAGGAAAGAUGGCAGAUACCAUAUGGCAAACAGCUCCUGAGAUGGAACCCAGGAAUGAAAACUGUUCUAAGAUGGAAAUGCUUGGCUUCUCGACAGAGAGUACUGAGUGGUGGAAUACUUCCCCGCAGGAAGGCCGACAAGUUGCAAGUGCAUUUGAAAGGGAUCUGUCUAACUCAAGUGAUGUUAUAGAGAGUAAAUCUUCAGAGUACCAAAACGUGGGUCCCUGGGGUGUCCCCAUUCAGGGUGAUGCGGAGUCUAUGGCAGUGCACUGUGCUAGUCCUUUCAGUGAUAAGCAAGAGUCACCCUUUCUGGAUAGUAGUGGGGAUAACUCCCACAAGCAGUUUUGGAACAUACAACCAAAGCAAUCAGAUCCAGAAACUGAUCAGCAUAACGAACUUGUGGCAUUCGACCAAGUUAAAGAAAACAAUUCAAGAGAGCAAGGUUCUGUGUCCUUCUCUGGUGAUGAGCUCAAGUCUGAAACACCUACCCAGGAGCAGUGUCAGAAUCCAGUGCAGUCUACCUGGGAUCAGCCUGACCCAACAUUGGCUCACGCAGAUGAAAAUACAUCCAUUAUAUCCAAUGUUCCAGCCACCAAACAUCAAGAAACCAAUUGGUGGGAACAAGAAAACUCUUACCUCAGUUGGAAGACUAAGUCAAACCUUGCCUUAGAAUAUUUUCCUGCUGUCCAGUCUUCCACCCAGUUAAUGGAAAUGUCUGGCUCUGAACAGGAAGGCUCUUCUCCCGGUGAGAAGCCCCAAGGCACCUUUACUCCUGAUAUUCUACAUGGCAGUUUCCAAGAAAGUGGACAGCUGACCUCAGCAUCACCUGAUGUGUGGGUGGAUGUCAAGCAGUCCUUCAGUCUGAAAGCAGAGGGUGAGAAUCCCGAUAUCCUGACAUACUGCCCUUCCCAGGCUUCCGGCAGCCCUGAUAUAUAUAAUGAGUCUGAUAGCAAGCAGGCCCAGGAUGCAAUGGGGGUUGAAGGGGAGCCCAGCGAGCUCUAUGUCACCAAGCCAAAGACAGACCAAGAACUUGAUGAGGAGCCUGAGGAGGAAUAUGUUCCAUCAAACUCAGAACUGUGUCCUGAAAACACAGUCUCCUUGCCUCCAGUUACUGAGCCAGCAGGUGCCGAUGAAGCAUCUCAGCCUACUUCUCUAGCAAGUUCUCCUGAAUCUUCUGAAAUACAUGAUGAAAACAAUACCAGGGUAACAACAUCUGGAGAAAAAGCCGACACGGAGAGAUCACAAACUUUGGAAGCUGUUGAUGCAACAGUCCCAACAAUGGAAAAGGUGGGGGACAGCAUUUUUGUAAGUCACCCAGAACCAGUAAUAAAAAUCAGUAGCUCUUGGACAGCCGAGGACUUUUCUGUGGAAGGCCAGGAAAAUGCAGGGGCCUUAUUGGAGUGUGAGCAAUCACUGGCUAGCGAGGCUCUUGCCGUGGUUCGUGGGGCUUCGCCAGCCUCAGACGCUUGUCUGGAUGUUAGUGACGCUGCUUUUGACCACAGUUUCAGCAAAGCCUCGGCUCUCAACACAUCCACAGGAACCAUCGAUGACAUGAGUAAAUUGACCUUAUCAGAAGGCAACUCUGAAAUGUCAGCGGAUGGGGAUGCCGGGAAGCAAGAUAUCUGCUCAUCUGAGGCAUCAUGGGGUGAUUUUGAAUAUGACGUCAUGGGCCAAACCUUGGAUGAAGAUUUAGCGAAAGAGCCUGAACACUUUGUUUAUGGUGGAGAUGCUCCCUUAGAAGAAGACUCGUUGAAGCAGUCGCUGGCACCUUAUACACCGUACACACCUCCCUUCGAUCUGUCUUAUCUCACAGAAUCCACAGCAGCUGCCGCAGCAUCAGAGGAUGAGUCCCUGGGAAGUGAAGCCCCAGAGAUGGUGCUCUCUGCCCCUCCGGAUCCAAGCAGCAAAGGAGACCACCCUGACACCGGGGACAGCCAGCCUGGCCGCCAGCUGGUGGUACUGCACAUUCAUGAAGACCCUGAGUCACAUCCUUUACCUGAAGGAACUGACAACUCGGUCUUGUCCCCAUCAAAUAUCGACUGGGAGGUAGAAACAGAGAAUACAGCAGUACCAGUAGGUGGAGACAUAGGACCAGGAGAUGGUGUCAGCAAGAGGAUUUUACAGUUGGGAGAUGAGAACAUCAUUCCUGAUGAAGAACCCAAAGAGACCAAAUUUGAAUAUGAAGAAGAAAAGUGCUUAGAGAAGAAUGAUCAUCAUGUGCUACACAUGGAUUAUAUACUGGUAAACCAUGACGGGAAUUUAUCCCCGAAGACAGAUGCCAGUGAAGCAAGAGACAGCAUGCCUGAUUUGGAAGAAUUUCAUAGAGAUGCCCAAGAUAUGGAACUGCCAGGCGCUCCGUUAGCAAGCUCUCCUGAUACAUGCCAGUCAAACUCCAUCAAUGAGACAAGCCCUCACCCUGUGGAGAGACUAGCUUUAACAGAUGAUAAGAGAUCACCUCUGGAAAGCCCAGGGCAAGAUCCAAGUUGGAUGGUCUUGAGCCAUGAUAAGGCUGCUAAACUAUCAUCAGAAACUAAUGACUCGUCGCCUCAAGAAGAUGACAAGACUGUGCAGCCAGCCUUUACCUUGGACGACAGUUCCCAAAUGCAGGUUCCAGAAGAAAUGAAGCCUAUGGAUUCUUUAGCGGUAGAGGAAGCCUUUGGUCUUGGCAACCAAUCAGAGAUGAGUAAGAGCCAAAACCAGGCUGGUUCAGAAGCCGUUCUGUUGCAGACAGUCACUCAUGACAAUGAAUGGGAAAUGCUUUCCCCACAGCCUUCUCCGAAAAACACCAUCCCUGAAAUGGAAAUGGAGGAGGAGACGGAGUUUCUUGAGCCCAGAGCAAGAAAACCAAAACCAAAUGAACUAUUGUCAGAGGAUGUAGGCAUGGAUAACCCCUUUGAUGAGGGGAUGCUGAGUCCUAACGCUGUGGACAUGCGGCCUGAACCUCCGAAUUCUCUGGAUCUAAAUGGUGUUCACUCUCAGAGGAUCAAGCUCACAGCCCCAAAUAUCAAUCUUUCUCUGGACCAGAGUGAAGGAUCUAUCCUCUCUGAUGACAAUCUGGACAGCCCCGAUGAAAUCGAUAUCAAUGUGGACGAACUUGAUACUCCUGAUGAAGCAGAUUCUUUUGAGUACACUGGCCAUGAGGACCCCACAGCCAACAAAGAUCCUGGCCAAGAGACAGAGUCUAUUCCAGAGUAUACAGCAGAAGAGGAGCGGGAAGAUAACCGACUGUGGAGGACAGUGGUGAUCGGAGAACAAGAGCAGCGGAUUGACAUGAAGGUCAUCGAGCCCUAUAGGAGAGUCAUUUCUCAUGGAGGAUACUACGGGGAUGGUCUAAAUGCCAUCAUUGUGUUUGCUGCCUGUUUUCUGCCAGACAGCAAUCGGGCGGAUUACCACUAUGUCAUGGAAAAUCUUUUCCUAUAUGUAAUAAGUACUUUAGAGCUGAUGGUAGCUGAGGACUAUAUGAUUGUGUAUUUGAAUGGUGCAACCCCACGACGGAAGAUGCCAGGACUGGGCUGGAUGAAGAAAUGCUACCAGAUGAUUGACAGACGGUUGCGGAAGAAUUUAAAAUCAUUCAUCAUUGUUCACCCAUCUUGGUUCAUCAGAACAAUCCUUGCAGUGACACGGCCUUUUAUAAGUUCAAAAUUCAGCAGUAAGAUUAAAUAUGUCAGUAGCUUGUCGGAACUCAGUGGACUGAUCCCAAUGGAUUGCAUCCAUAUUCCCGAGAGCAUCAUCAAACUGGAUGAAGAACUGAGGGAAGCAUCAGAAGCAGCUAAUAAAACUAGCUGCCUUUACAAUGAUCCAGAAAUGUCUUCAAUGGAAAAGGAUAUGGAUCUGAAGCUGAAAGAAAAGCCAUAGAGAGUUGCAACUGGGAGAAGAAACAUCACGUCCGCUUCGUAAUUCUGCUGAAUC